This is a messenger RNA of Eucalyptus grandis, 570 nucleotides long. RefSeq names its product patatin-like protein 2. The transcript has 4 exons. The record is from RefSeq and is a predicted model, not a curated record. Gene Ontology annotation, molecular function: monoacylglycerol lipase activity; glycerophospholipase activity. The coding region runs from base 1 to 570 and encodes 189 amino acids. NCBI's taxonomy places the organism in Eukaryota, Viridiplantae, Streptophyta, Magnoliopsida, Myrtales, Myrtaceae.
AUGGCGACACCGGGUUACAUGCCCUCCCACUAUUUCAAGACAAUUGACCAUUUGGGAAAUAUCACAAAAUUCAACCUCAGCGGAAUUGUCGCAAAUAAUUCGAGUGGGAUUGCAAUAGGGGAAACAAUAAGGGAAGUGACAGGAGGGAUUCACAGUUUGGUUGAAGCGAGAAAGCAUGGCCAGUUUCUCCUUUUAUCGAUCGGGACAGGGAUAAGAGACUCGCUCGAUGAGAGCAUUCUCUGUCUCAUCAAAGCUCUUGACGCCAAAGUUUAUUACCUUCAGAUUCAGGAUGAUACUUUUUGUGGGGACCUAUCUUCCAUAGGCAAAGCCACCAAGGAGAAUUUGUUGGAUCUAGUGAAAGUUGGUGAAGAUUUGUUGCAAAAACCGGUUUUUAAGAGAAACCCAAGAAGUGACAGGCCGUAUUCUAAAGAGACCUAUGCCGAGGUUCUUGUAAGCUUUUGGAGAUACAUGUACUUCUCAUUGCAUCCGCGGCUUACAAAACAUAGAUUCAGCAGUCCAGCUAAAACUAUGAUAUCGUGCACAAUUGUAGUCUUGACCACGGAGGAAUAG